This is a messenger RNA of Vicia faba (fava bean), 402 nucleotides long. The record is from the annotation of a GenBank genome assembly. Lineage: Eukaryota; Viridiplantae; Streptophyta; Magnoliopsida; Fabales; Fabaceae.
AUGAUGGAAUCCUGGGAGCUUUUUCUUCCGACAUCAUGCCGUAUCUUGUCUAUUUAUCCGUUGUGGUCAGGGCUGAGCAGGCAUAGGCAUCCCAGCAUCAGGCUGGAUGAGUUGUUUCAACCGGUUCAGACCAAAAAUAAAUGGUUGAGCAGGUGCAAGGUCGAUUUUGUGCACCCAGAAUUCGAGCAGGUGCUGAGGCUAUUGCUGACGAGGUAUCUGUUACUGUGGAGGUACAUGUUCCUGUGGAGACCGGCUGCUGUCGAGGUGUCCGCUCCUGAGACUGUUGAGGUGUCUCCUGAGACUAUUGAGGUGUCUUCUGUUGAUGUUGAGGUGCAUGCUAAUGUUGAGGUACCCGUUGAGGAGGUGCCUAGUCACCCUUCUAUUAUCAAUAUUAGGCAAUAA